Molecule: messenger RNA, 984 nt
Organism: Pisolithus orientalis
Lineage: Eukaryota; Fungi; Basidiomycota; Agaricomycetes; Boletales; Pisolithaceae
Exons: 7
Coding region: 1-984 (327 amino acids)
Source: RefSeq, a predicted model, not a curated record
AUGGCUGGCCUAUUCCCAGCUAUGACUAAGGCACCAAGGAUGGCUUUCACUUUCCAGGUGCUGGAUGACUUCAUCAGGGACAAUGUUGAAUGUGGAACCUCCACCAUGAACUAUUAUAGCAAACUUCAGAGAGUCACCUCAAGUGCAUUUCCUCACCUAGUGCUGGGAUUCUAUCAACAGUUGCCUGAUCCCCAGGCCAGUGAACUUGUCCUCUUCUGCCCUGCCUGUCCCCAGCCAGGGAUCAAUGUACUGGAUCAGGAUAUCGAUCUCACUGAGUCUUUUGCUAGGACCUUUGUGAUGGGUGGCAACUUCAAGGCUGAGCAUAUGCUGCCCAAGAAUGCUGCCAAAGAGGUCUGGCUCAUGGAUGGAAAUGGCUUCAUGGUCACAUCAGCUCCAUACAAGGAAUAUUUGACCAGGACCAUGAAUCAAAUAGAAAAAUCCAACUGCAAUAACCACCAGGCUGUUAAUCAAGCAAAUGCACAAAGGAAUAAGUUGGAAUCGACCAGGAUUGGUGGAUGUGCCUGUAUUCAGCCCAGCAUUGGACUAUGGCAUGUCCAUGGCCAUCAGACAGAGUGCUUUGCCAGAUAUGCUCCAAACUUUAUUCUGGGUGCUGGCCAGGUGGACAGUGAAAUCAUGGAGACCCUCUGGUCUUCUCUCAACAUAAUCUCACCAUCAGCCCAGGGAAUGGCAACAGCACACUGUCAGGAGUUGCUGGACUUCCAAAUGAAUGAUACAUCAGCAUUGAAACAGAAGUUCAAGGUUGCCAAGCAGUCAUUAGCAACAAUCCAAGAUAAAUUCAACGAGUUGGAUAGCAAGUCAUGGGUGGAACAGGAACUUGUGGCACAGUCAUGCUGGCAGAAUACUCCACAGGCCAUGGACAUAUAUGAAGUCUGGCUGGAGAAGGGUAAGGGGGCCAACUGUAUCAUCUGUCCCAUAACUUACAUACAUCAUGGUAGCACCCACCAUGAAAGCCAUUGGGAUUGA